Nelumbo nucifera (sacred lotus) is the source of this 1424-nucleotide messenger RNA. It is a transcript of the gene ABCI19, whose product is annotated as P-loop containing nucleoside triphosphate hydrolases superfamily protein. Gene Ontology annotation, molecular function: ATP hydrolysis activity; ATP binding. The record is from RefSeq and is a predicted model, not a curated record. NCBI's taxonomy places the organism in Eukaryota, Viridiplantae, Streptophyta, Magnoliopsida, Proteales, Nelumbonaceae.
GUAGCGGGAAACAUGAAAAAACAGAACAUGGUGAUGGGGAAGGAAGAGCUGCAGUCAAGAGAAGUAGAGGAAUCAAGUUGUAUCGAAGUCUCUGCUUUGCAUUUCGCCUACGACGGGCAGCCUCCGCUCUUCGCCAAUUUCAAUCUCAGGAUCUCUCGUGGAUCUCGAUGUCUUCUUGUUGGUGCUAAUGGGUCAGGGAAGACUACUUUGCUAAAGAUUCUGGCUGGCAAGCAUAUGGUUGGAGGAAGAGAUGUAGUGCGGGUGCUAAAUUGUUCUGCUUUUCAUGAUACACAUCUGGUCUGCAGUGGUGACUUAGCCUACUUGGGCGGAUCUUGGAGUAAAAACAUUGGAUCUGCUGGGGAAAUUCCACUCCAGGGAGAUUUUUCUGCUGAGCACAUGAUAUUUGGAGUUGAAGGGACUGAUCCUGUUAGGAGACAGAAAUUGAUCGAACUACUUGACAUUGAUCUGCAGUGGCGGAUGCAUAAAGUAUCUGAUGGGCAGCGACGCCGUGUCCAAAUCUGCAUGGGUCUUCUUCAUCUGUUCCAGGUACUGCUACUAGAUGAGGUUACAGUUGAUCUAGAUGUUGUUGCAAGACUUGAUUUACUUGAGUUUUUGAAGGAAGAAUGUGAUCAAAGAGGAGCAACAAUUGUGUAUGCAACCCAUAUUUUUGAUGGUUUGGAGACAUGGGCUACAGAUGUGGCAUAUGUCCAAGAUGGCGACUUGAAGAAGGCAGAGAAGUUGUCCGAGCUGCAAGAGUUGAAGAGUGCUUCCAACUUGCUUUCAGUGGUUGAGUCAUGGCUCCGUUCCGAAACUAAAUGUGAGUGCAAGAAGGUCCUCAAUCCUCCAGCCGAGACCAGGAAGACAUCUCCCUUUGAUAACUCUCCUUUUAGAUCAUCUAGGCACAUGGCCUACUACCGUUGAAUCUAACUCCUAUUCAACCUCUGUGGGUGGUGCCCCAAAUCGAGGUUUUUUACCCUGUAUCAGUAAAAGAAAAAUAAGCAAGGGCGAGAUGAUACUAGUACAAUACCCCCAAUAUAUCAAAAAACAAUCCUAGAGCUACCCAAUAUCCACACUCCUUUAAGUUAGAAAAGGGAAAGGUGGGACUAUUCUUAUAAAGAAUGCCGCUUUAUUGGCUUUACUGUUGUGGCACGGUUGUCAGAUUAAGCAACUUUGAUUUUGGUCAUAGAUGAUCUAUAAUUUAUGUUCAACAGAUUGGCAUUGGUGAAUCCUAUUACCUAGAUUCUGCUUGAUGUUAUUUUAUUCAACCGUGCAAUGCUUCCCCAUGGCGUUUAGAAGGCCAAGCUGCUAUGUUCCUAGCAAUAUUUUGAGUUGAAACACCAUUUAUACUUGAACUACAUACAUCACUGUUUGUACCUGAAUGCUAUUUGGUGAGAAAUGUAUUUUCUAUUCAUGUCAGCAUCCAA